CAUGAUCAAAGUUCAGCUUCAGCCAACACGAUAAACAGAAACAAAAAUAAUGAAUGUCAUUAAUACUUCCACUUCUAGAGAUCCAGCUAAAAUAAAGCUCUUACAACAUCAUAUUCAGCUUUAUAGGUGGUAGGUAUAGGUCAUUGGAUCUCCCUUUGCACAGGUAGGGUCAUAAUUUGUCUUUGCGUUUUCACUGUGUUUUACAGUAUAUGAUAUAAUACAUAACCUUGAGCGAUUUUCAGUCUUUCUAUCCUUUGUUACCUGCACAACAUCAAAGUCUUUUGGACACGUUUGUAAGCCACUUCCUUUAGAGGUUUAAAAAUAGCCCUGCUUCUUGAGGAAAUAUGCUGUACUACCUUUCAGUGCUUUAGAAGUUUGUCUGUGAGUUUAUAUGGAAGGAAUGUAUGUUAUAUAUAUUUUUUUUUUCUCUACUCAGUGUUGUCUGCUAUUACUGAUCAAAUGUGAUGCAUGUGUAACACAUUUCUAAAGGAAAACCUCCAUGUGCUUUCUUUAGGAUUUUUUUUAAAAUGCAUUCUUACAUGCAUUGUCAAGUACAGCAUGGCAUGAAUUGGGGAGAGUGGGGUAAGAUGAGCCACCCCCCUUUAUCUAGAGAAAGAUAAAUUGGAUCAGAUUGUAAUGGAGGAACAACCAGAACUGAAUGACAUUAAGACAGUGGAUGAUAAAGAAAAACUUUCAUCACAUCCUGUGGAUUCCUCACAACAGCUAGAAACAUCAUUUACUAAUGAUGUAGAUUCAGAUGCGGCCUUUAGCGCCUCCUGUCUGACCACAGCGGAACUGCAGCAGCACUGGAGAGCCGUUAAGCAGGAGUUCAGGAGCGUUAAACUGCUGUUUGAAAUUCCCACAGCGCGAAUCAUCGACCGAACAACGUCUAAAUAUGUGGUGUACCAGAUUGUGGUGCUUCGCUCAGGCAGUUAUGACUGGGAGCGUGUAGCUAUCGAGCGACGAUACUCCGACUUCCUCCACUUACACCAGGAGCUCCUGCUAGACUUCUGCGAGGAGAUGGAGGACCUUGUGAUGCCCAGGAAGAGAAUGACAGGAAACUUCUCAGAAGAGAACAUCUCAGAGCGGCGUGUUGCCCUCCAAGACUAUCUUACUCAACUCUACUCCCUCCGUUAUAUCCGUCAGUCACCAACUUUUCAAGCGUUUUUCACUCAUCAGGAACUAAAAACGGCAUAUGACCUGCUGCGUGGAGGCCGCUUUUCUCUGGCCCUUGAGGGCCUCCAGAAGGUGCUUUUACUUCAGGACAAAUUGUCUUCUCAUGACCCUACUGUGGUGAUACCGACCUUAUGCGCCAUACUGGUGUGCCAGAGGGAUUUAGAGGACUUCAAUGCUGCUUUUGAAACCGGCCGCCAGGCUCUGCCCACAGUGAGGCGCUAUGAGCUGCGGCACUAUCAGGCGCCCCUGCUGGAGGCUCUUGUUGAUUUGGGGUACAGUCUUGGCCUGCCUGUGGCCCAAUUACAAGAAGAACUGACCAGAGUAAGAAACUAUCCACAUGGGCAUAUGUCACAGAUGUCCAUCAAAGAACUGGUGGUACAAGAGUUUGUGUAAUCACUAACAACUGUAAAUUUGCUGAGCUAUUGCUCAGAUUUAGAGUCAGGGAUUUUUCAAAACCGCCCCAAAACAUUUCUGCUACGGACAUGAAUGAUUCAUCAAAUCGUGUGGCUUAUUGGGAAGAGGUGUCCUAUUUUUUGCUUAAGUGGUUGGUUUUAAGUUUUUAGCACAGCAGCUGAAAAAUAGUUUUUAAAAAAAAUCCCAGAAUAUAAAAUAUCUAGCAGGCCAGUAAGGAACCACCUAGCAACCACUCAGAACACCACAGAACACACCUUUGAUUGGAUAUAAAAUUUGGACAUAAAAUAGCUCCAAUUAUGAAUAAAGAUAUUUUUGGAAAAAUAAAAAUAAAAGUGCUCUUUGGGAAACACUGUAAAAUGGGAUGGAGCCCCUAAGAGGAUAGGGGGGAUUUAUUUUCUGAAAUAGUUUUGCAUUCCCUACAAUAGUUUGCAUUCCAUUACAUUAAGUUUUGCAAUCCCUUGCAGUAAGUUUUGCGUUGACAUGCAUCAGUUUGCGUUCACUCACAAUAAGUUUUGCGUUCCCUCGCAAAAGAUUGCAUUCCCUUACAGCAUGUUUUGUAAUUUCCAUGCAAUAGUUUGCAUUCCCACACAAUAAGUUUUGUGUUCCCCCAGGAUAGUUUACAUUACCUUGCAAUACAUUUUGCGUUCCCUUACAAUACGUUUUGUGUUCCCUCGCAAUAAGUUUAGCCUUCCCUCGCAAUAAGUUUUGUGUUCCCUCACAGUUUGCGUUUACCUCACAAUAUGUUUUGGACUACCCUGGUAAGCUUUAUCCAUCCCUUACGAAAAUUAACCAUGGUUUUAGUACAGUAACAUCAUUUCAACCAUGGUAUUCACAUAGUAAUAACAGGAAAAACCAAACUGGUAAUACAAAUCUUAAGCAUUUUGUCUUGGUUAAAGUUUUACCAUGUUAACACCAUGGUUAAUUUUACUAAGAAUAUCAUGGUUAAAAUAUAGUUACUGUAGUAAAACCAUGGUAAAUUUUGUGGUAAUGGUUUUACUAUAAAUAUCAUAGUUGAACUAUAGUUACUGUAGUAAAACUGUGGUAUAUUUUGUUGAUGCAAUGGAUUUAUUUAAAAUGCCAUAGCCCAACUAUGGUUACUGUGGUUAAACCAUGGUUAAUUUUCAUAAGGGAUGGAUGAAUGUACUGCAUGAGAACCCAAAAUAAUUGCGAGUGAACGCAAAACUUAUUGUGAGGGAACACAAUCUAUUUAAAAAAAAAAAAAAUUCUUCCCUGUCCUCUGAGGGGCUGUGUAAUACGAAAACUUUUACCACAAUGGACAUUUUUUCUAUCCAAGUGUCCAUUUCUCUUAAAUUAUUGUUUCUUUUUUUUAAUAGAUAUAUGCAUACCCUCAGGGAACAAGCAUCCAACAAACUCAAAUAGGAUGAAUCAUUAUCAUGUAUCCUUCAAUAUGUUUUAUAGGAGCAUUACAGUGCAGUUUGUAAAAAUACAUAAAAUGUGUCUUUGCACCAACAUGUGCCUUAUUGUGAUUGAAAUACAACAUAUUUUGUAUUGUUUUAUUUCAGAAAAAUUCCAAAAUAACAUUUAAUCUCCAAAGCAAAGUAUUUAAUGAAUGCAAUACUGUGCAUGCACAUAAUAACUGUCUACUGUGUAACCAUAUGAUUAUUAACUGUAAUAGAACUGUAAAGGAUGAAUAUAAACUUCAAAUCAAAUAAAGGUGUGCAAAUAUUGUGGCAGUGUUUGAACUACAAUUUAAUCAGAUAUAAAAGGAAAACUUCACAUCUUCACAACAACAAAUCAGUAAUAGUGUUAUGCGAUUUUACGGAAGUCUAGGAAGCAGUUCCGGUCUGAUGUGAUAUACAGAUGCAGAUGACACUUGCUGCACUUGAUCUGGACGAUGCCCUUACAGCCAGGAUACUUGCACCUGCCUUUCUUCUCCAUUGGUACGUUCUGUCUUGGCUCACCUCAUCAGACACACCUGAGACCACCAGUCCCUUCUUUUCGUAUCCUCCAGGGCUGCUGUCACUCUUUAUGACGGAGGUCUUUCACUCAGCGCUGCUGAUCUUCAAUGACCUGCACAAACAAGGUGCAGAAACUACACAUUUUGUAAACAUUUUGUUAUGAGUGAAAUCAGUACUUUUAAGACUAUGAUCUGUCCUGUGACAGACAGAUUUGGCUCAACUAUACCCAAGAUUCAGAGAAAACAAAGUGAUUCUAAUUUAAAAUAAAAAUUUGGCUGAACAAUCAAACUACUGUCACGGAUCCACCAGACUCCCUCUCUCACUCCACGCUCCGCUCACUCUCCCCUGAGUUUUGAUCACUUGCACCUACACAUCAUCAGUGACUAAUCAAGGACUUCAUUUAUACCCAGCCUUCACACUCACUCUUUGUCUGUUCUUGUCAGUGUUAUCCCAGACACUACGGACUCCCUAGUUUGUCUAGACUUACCCGUGUAUAUAUACUUACCUGUUAUUGUUCUCAUCAGAGUUUUGUUUUAGUUCAUCCUCCGUUUGUUCCCCAGCAUUUGGAUUCUCCUGUUUCGUUUACGUUUCCUGUAAAGAUCUAAAGACUGUUGUGAGUUAACCUUUCAUUUGCACAUCGCUAUAUUUCCCUGUUUGGAUAUUACUCACCUACUGUCUGCAUCUUAUCUGUUUCUGGAUUGCCUCACCUGUUGUUUACAUCACUGCUUCGUUCACCUGUCUAAUAAACCCCGCGAUUGUGUCCAUAUCCCUGCCUCCGUGAGUGUCUCCGUGACUACUUUUUGAA
Myxocyprinus asiaticus (Chinese sucker) is the source of this 4314-nucleotide messenger RNA. It is a transcript of the gene snx20, whose product is annotated as sorting nexin 20. Gene Ontology annotation, molecular function: phosphatidylinositol phosphate binding. The transcript has 4 exons. The coding region runs from base 637 to 1569 and encodes 310 amino acids. Gene Ontology annotation, cellular component: early endosome membrane. The record is from RefSeq and is a predicted model, not a curated record. Gene Ontology annotation, biological process: protein transport. NCBI's taxonomy places the organism in Eukaryota, Metazoa, Chordata, Actinopteri, Cypriniformes, Catostomidae.